Molecule: messenger RNA, 2841 nt
Organism: Selaginella moellendorffii
Lineage: Eukaryota; Viridiplantae; Streptophyta; Lycopodiopsida; Selaginellales; Selaginellaceae
Product: pentatricopeptide repeat-containing protein At2g39620
Exons: 2
Coding region: 165-2750 (861 amino acids)
Biological process (GO): RNA modification
Molecular function (GO): RNA binding; protein binding
Source: RefSeq, a predicted model, not a curated record
GCUACGCUCUAUGACGGUAUGUGCCUGGGCAUCUUUUUGAAAUCCAGGGAAGAAUGGGAGCGCGGCCUUCUACGCGGUAAUGUUCUACCGAUCGAUCGAUCGCGAUGGCGCGGGCGAGGAUCUGAGUGAUUCGCACUCGCGGAUCGUUCGAUCGGCCCGGGAUUAUGGCGGUAGCGUCGUCGCUCUCUCACGGAGGCCAGUAUUUCCUGGGGAGGAUCUUGAUCGCAGCGCCAGCAGCAGCGUCAUCGGUGAAUGCGAUCACGCUCUACCGCCACCAGCUCGUGAAUUGCCGCAGAUUGGUGGAAGGGCGAUCGAUCCACGCCGAUCUUGUGAGGGACGGGCUAGACAGAGACGAGUUCUUGGCGAGCUAUGUGAUUCACAUGUAUCUCCGGCUUGGCAGUCUCUACGACGCGCGGCAGCUCCUCUGCCAGUUCGAUCUCGACGACGCCGGGCUAUGGACAACGAUGAUCUCGGCAUUUGCCCAGCGCGGGCAACACCGCGAGGCGCUCGAUCUCUUCCAUGCGAUGCAGCAGUGCGGGGUUCUUCCCACCAGGAUCACCUUCGCGGCGGCCGUAAAUCUCUGCGUCGCGCUCGGAGACGCGAUCCAGGGCCGGAGGAUCUUCGACCGAGCCACAGAGCGAGGGUUUGGAGGCGACCUCGUGCUCGCCAAUUCCCUCCUCAAUCUCUACGCCACGGCCGGGGGAUUCUUGCGCGAGGCCAUGGAUUUCUUUGCGGUGAUGGAGUCCCAGGAUGGAAUUUCCUGGACGACGCUGAUGAAGGCUUGCAAUCGUGAGCGGCAGUGGAAGAUCUCGCUGAGGCUCUUCUGGCAGAUGCAACAGGAUGGAUCAUCGCGGCCGGACAAGACGAGCUUCGUGGUUGCGAUCUCGGCGUGUAGCGAAACGCUGGAUCUAGAGCGGGGAAAAUCCAUCCACGCGAGCUUCGCGGGGGUCAACGAGAUCGAGACCGAUGUGGCCGUGGCGUCAACGCUCGUCAACAUGUAUAACAAGUGUGGAGAUCUCGCCCAGGCCUGCCGGAUUUUCGCGAGAAUACCCGAGAAGAGCUUGGUCACCUGGAACAUCAUGAUCGCGGCCUACAUCCACCAUGGAUUCCCAACCAAAUCACUCCAGCUCCUCGAUCAAAUGCAGCUGGAAGGCAUUCGCCCACAAAAGGUGACUUUCAUCAACAGCCUCAAUGGCUGCUCGAUCUUGGGCAAGCUGCGACCAGGCAAAACCAUCCAUUCCUGCGCUGCCGAGCAACGAUUGAUCGAUCGAGACGUAGUUCUCUCCACCGCGCUUAUCACCAUGUACAGCAAGUGUGGCAGCGUCGACGAGGCGAGAAAGAUCUUCGAUUCCAUGGCUGGGGACGUUAAGAACACAAUCUCCUGGAACGCGAUGCUGGCGGGCUACGCCCAGAAUUCCCGAUCCAGCGACGCGAUCCAGCUCUUCCGAUCCAUGGACCUGGAGGCGCAGUGUGAUCCAAAUUCCACCACCUUCGCGACGCUGCUGGAUGCUUGCGGGGAGAUCGCGGCGCUGCGAGAGGGAGAGGCAGCGCACGAUCGAAUCAUCGCGACUGGGCUCUCGAUCAACCUCGUGCUGGGCACUGCGAUCGUGAGGAUGUAUAGCAAGUGUGGCCGGAUCGAUCGAGCGCGCGAGCUCUUCGAUCGGAUCCGCGAUGAUCGAGGCAAGGAGGAGGAUGUGGUGCUGUGGACGACGAUGCUGGGGGGCUACUCCGAUCGUGGCGAUCACGCCGCGGCGCUGGAGCUCUUCCGGGAGAUGAGGAUCAAGCCCGACGCCAUCGCGUUUGUCGCGGCGGUUGACGCUUGCGCGAAUGCCGGAAGCAUUCGUGAUGGCGAGGAGAUCUUGGCUCGAAUCCGCGGCUGUGGCUGCGAGAGCGACGAUCGCGUGGGCACCGCGCUGUGCUACAUGUUCGCCCAGUUUGGCCUCUUGGAUCGCGCAUCACAGAUCUUCGAUCGAUUGGAGAGCAAGAGCGCGAUCUCCUGGAACGCGAUGCUGGGCGCGAUGGCGGCGCAGGGGCUGGCUAUCGAGGCGAUGGAGCUCUUCCGGCGGAUGCUGGGCGAGGGAUCGCGGCCAGACGAGAUCACAUUCGCGGCGAUGCUGGAUUGCUUUGUGGGGCAGAGCUCGCUGGGCGAGGGGCGAUUCGUGCACGGCCUGAUCAACGAGAGUGGGAGAGAUCGCGGUGUGUUCUUGGGCACCGCGCUCCUCAACAUGUAUGGGAAAUGCGGCAGCCUCGCCGAUUCCAUCGCCAUCUUCGCCAAUCUCUCCCAUCGCAAUACGAUCUCUUGGAACGCGCUCAUCGCCGCGCACGCGAGCAAUGGCCGAUUCCUCGAGAGCCUGGAUCUCUUCCAGGAGCUCCAGAACGAAGGAUUCCUGGCCAACACGAUCACGUUCCAGAGCGUGAUCGCGGCGUGCGGCCACGCCGGGCUCGCCGAUCGAGGCUGCGAUUACAUGGUGCUCAUGAUCGAGGACCACGGGAUUGUGCCGCUGCCGGAGCACUACGGGUGUAUGAUCGAUCUGCUGGGCCGCGCGGGAUGGCUGGGCGAGGCCGAGGAUCUGGUGCUGCGAACGCCCCAAGAGGAGAGGGCUUUCAAUGGAAUGGCGCUGCUCAGCUCGUGUAGAACUCACGGCGAUUUCGAGAGAGGGAGGCGCGUCGCGCAAAUGCUGAUGAAGAUCGCGCCCGGCCGCACGGGCGCCUACGCAUUGCUCUCUAACAUCUACGCUGGAGCCCGCUAGCCCUAACCCUAAUCCUCCCAAUUCUUGGCGCCAAUUUUUUAAUUGCCCUAGUUUGGCGAGAAACUUUUUCUAUUCUAGACCUUUAAAAGGU